CAUCUCGGUUUACUUUGAUGUCAUAUACAGCAAUUAGUUUUCAUGUGUUCUGACAUUGAUUAUCAUUUUGUAGAUGAAGGUGUUGUGCCUGCUGGACAAACAGCACUACAGUACUGUCUACAUGCUCAGGGUACUUAUGAUGAACAGCGAGAAACAGCUUUGUGCUUGAUAACAUAUGGUGCCUCAGUUUACCAAAAAGAUAGUAGAGGGAAUACACCUCUUGAUUAUUAUGAUCGUAAUAAAUGUAGUAAAUACGAAGUAUCAACAAAGGAGGAAAAGAAAGAUGAACUUAAAAAAUUGCUUAUAGAGCUAUCAGCUCCAGGAGAAAUAUUAGCGAGAGGUCCUGAAGCCAUUAAAGCAUUCACAUAUGAAGUUCAGAAUGGGGAAAUUAUGAUGGUUAAUUCCAGAGUCAUGUUCCUUGGGAAAGAAGGGGUAGGCAAAACAAGUUGUGUCCGUUCCAUGCUUGGCAAAGUAUUUAACAACAAUGAACCAUCAACAGAUGGUAUUGUAACAACAACAGCAUUUCAAAUGGUUGAUGGAGAUUGCAGCGAAUGGAAGGAACAGAAGGAUGUGGAUGUUUGUGAACUAACGAGGCAGAUACGUGAGCACUCCAUCGCAGAAAAUCUCGCUAAAAAGCUGAAACAGCCAAAACGCCAACAAAACACUAAUUCUGCAUCAUCUAGUUCUACAGCUGCUUCAUCGAAGCCAUCAGAAGCAACGAGAAGUGCAAGCUAUACCAGACUCCCAGAAGGAAUUCAUGAGAAACUUGUUGCUAAACUUGCUGUACCUGGCACUUUCCAUCCUCGUACCGUAUUUUCCCAGCCACGUCAAAGAUUCAGAUUGGGUCAACUACUUCGAAGAGCCAUAUUUGGUCAACCACGUCAAACAGCAGAGGUACCUAGCAGUUUUAUAGCAAGUGAUGUCACAAGCAUUUGGGACUAUGCCGGUCAACUGACCUAUUAUAUAUCUCACAGGUUUUUCUUAACAGAUGGAUCAUACUGUGUUGUGUUUAGUGUGUUAGAUGAUUUGGAUGCUCUAGCAAACCCAAGAGAUUUCUUACAAGGACAAUUUGAAAUGACAAAUCUUCAGAUGAAUGUAUUUUGGAUGCGGUCAAUAUACGAACAUGCUGUACUACCCUAUCAUGGAAGGACACGGAAGUUGAUCAAUGGCAUAUCCUCACCCACAAUCAGUUUAGUUGCCACACAUAAAGACAAACUGUUAGGGACUGAGUCAGAAAAGGACAAGUUGAUCACAACCAAGUUCAAAAGAAUAUUUGAUGAAGUCAAAGGAACACCAUAUGAAAGCCAUGUGGAUCGCGAGAUGUAUGUUGUAGAUAACACUGUGCGUAUGGAUGAAGGGAUUGAGAAAUUGAAGAAGAAUAUCGGAGGAUACAUGAAGACUACGGCUAAACCUAUUCCCACUACCUGGGUUGAUUUCCAGUCCAAAGUACAAGAUGUUGGAAAAACAAGACUUCAUGUUUCCUUAGAUGAGGUUGCAGAAAUUGCAUCUGAAUGUGGAAUUUCUAAAACAACGCUCAACACUGUCCUCGAUUAUCUAAACGACACUGGAAUAAUUCUGUACUCUAAGACUAAUGAGAAAUUAAAGUACACGGUUAUUACGAACUUACGCAUGAUGAUCGAUCUCUUGACAAAAAUCAUCACAGUAGUGAAACCAGAUGAUAUUGACAGGUUGCCUACACUGAUGCAUUUAUGGAAUAAACUCGACAGUGAGGGAAUUCUACAAGAAAAGUUGCUACGUCAUUUGUGGAGACAUGAGAUAGAGAAAGAUCCCAGCAACUUUGAGGUAUUCCUUGAACUGCUUAAGAUGUUUGGGUUACUGUUUGAGAAGCAAAAGGUAAGCUGGUACUUAUGGUUUAGCACAAGAAACUCUUUCAUAAUAUAUAUAUGCACAAUUUUUGUACAAUAAUUAUUAUUUUUAUACUUUCAAUUCAAUUUUAUUCUUCAAAUGCCAUCAAGGGACAAAAUCCAUUAAGGAUAACAUUCACAGAUACACACACCAAAAAAUUAUGAAAUAUAUACAGUAUAAAUAUGAAUAUAUUUCCAACAAUUUGUGGGCAAGGUUAAAAGGAGAAGGCGUAUAGACAAAUGAAAUUGUCGGUUGUUGAAAACAUUUUGAUGAGAACUGUGAAAUCGAAGACGGGUCAAGAGAGAGAGAAUAGGUAAGCCUCAAGGAGUGUAAAAGAAAAAGAAGAAGCGAAACGGGAUGUGUGACAAGGAACGGGAAGAAAUGCAGAGUGUCGGGAGUGGCGGAGAGACAAAUCAUUAUUUUAUAGGACUUGUACCCAGUAGCGCACAUAUUCAUUUCAGAAAAAUCCACUGAAGUAGCUUUUUUUUAUUGGAUGCAGUUUAAAUUAUUAUUUUAUUUUAUUUUUUUAUUUCUUAUUUCACAUCCAACAGCGAGUAAAUUGCGCCACUUACAGGAUUAGAAUGAUGCU
This is a messenger RNA of Anneissia japonica, 2455 nucleotides long. RefSeq lists its product as uncharacterized. The transcript is spliced from 11 exons. The coding region runs from base 43 to 1926 and encodes 627 amino acids. The record is from RefSeq and is a predicted model, not a curated record. Lineage: Eukaryota; Metazoa; Echinodermata; Crinoidea; Comatulida; Comatulidae.